AAGUAAAGCCGCUAAUUUCACAGAGAUAAGAGAAACGCUUUCCUUCUUAUAGACGGAGCAAUUUGCGGUACUAUGGCUACUAUUUGCAGUAAUAGUCGCCGGUAAUACCGCGGUCCUCGCCGGACUUCUGCUGGGAAAACGUAGAAAAUCUCGGAUGAAUUUCUUCAUCAUGCAACUGGCAUUUGCCGAUCUGAUGGUCGGCCUAAUAUCUGUACUGACAGACAUAAUCUGGAGAACGACUGUCGCGUGGUACGCGGGCAAUGUAGCUUGCAAGCUGAUAAGGUUCAUGCAGUGUGUAGUAACCUACAGCUCGACCUACGUCCUCGUGGCUCUAUCAAUCGACAGAUACGACGCCAUUACCCGUCCGAUGAACUUCUCCGGCAGCUGGUGGAGAGCUCGUGCAUUGGUGAUUACGGCCUGGGCGCUGUCAGCAUUGUUCAGCAUGCCGAUCAUAUUCCUGUACGAAGAGAAACGAAUACAGGAUACGACGCAGUGCUGGAUUGAUUUGAGCCCGACUCAGUGGAAGAUCUACAUGAGCCUGGUGAGUUUCAGCCUCUUUAUAGCGCCUACCGUGAUAAUAGGGGGCUGUUACACGGUCAUCGUGGUCACGAUAUGGUCGCAAGGAUCAGCGUUACGUCAGGGACCUACCAGAGAUACUCGGAGGGCGUCCUCGAGAGGUCUCAUUCCCAGAGCGAAAAUCAAGACCGUAAAAAUGACCUUCGUCAUAGUAUUCGUAUUUAUCCUUUGCUGGAGUCCAUACAUAGUCUUCGACCUCCUUCAAGUUUACGGGCAUGUGCCAAAGACUCAGACGAAUAUCGCAGUCGCUACCUUCAUACAAAGUUUGACGCCCCUCAAUUCGGCCGCCAAUCCAAUCAUCUAUUGCCUCUUCAGUACUCCGUUCUGCAAAACCGUACGGAACAUGCAGGCAAUCUCCUGGAUUUCGGGAUGGUGCCCGACGAAUUCGCAUCACUGCUUCGGUACCGGAGCCACGACCAACAGCACGAGAACGACCGUGACGACGUCUUUGACGGCCCAUUCCUCCCGCAGAAGCGGACACUUUACUAUGUUGCACUCUACGUCGCGAAAACGCGUCAUGGUCUCGCUGGUUUAAAGAUCGUGAUUUUCGAAAGAGCGAUCGUACUGAUUUCUUUGUUGAUUGAUAUCCUCUUAUAAAUCGGUAUUCGGAGCGGACUUAGGUAUAGUUCGUUUGUGAUUAAAUUGAUCAUUACAGAAAAAAUAAACAUAAGUCAAUAUUCUUACGAAUAAUUUAAAAAGAUCGACGGAUUUAUUUUCCGGAAAGAGUUUUAUUUAAAAAUACAUAUAUAGUGGCCAAAUAUCCAAGCCAGAUUUUCCUGAUAUUUAUAUAUCCCUAAUAUUCUUUGCAAAAAAAAAGAAGAAAAAUCGAAUAAGUGAUGCAAGAGCUUAUCAUUGAAAAGUUUCCGCUUUUGUGAUCUCUAUUUUAACGUAUUGCUUUUAUGUAUAUAUCGUUUCGCAAAGACCGAUUUUCAAGGAUUGCAAAAAGCUAAUGUACUUCCAAUGCGCGACUAUCAACUCGACAACGUAAUAAUUUAAUUAUUUUAAUUUAGAAAUAAGAUUAACUGAUAAUCCAAUUGAUAAUCUUGAGUUGACGUCUACUUAACUCGAUAAUCACACGUAAUCAUUU
Molecule: messenger RNA, 1663 nt
Organism: Wasmannia auropunctata (little fire ant)
Lineage: Eukaryota; Metazoa; Arthropoda; Insecta; Hymenoptera; Formicidae
Gene: CCAP-R
Product: cardioacceleratory peptide receptor
Exons: 6
Biological process (GO): G protein-coupled receptor signaling pathway
Cellular component (GO): membrane
Molecular function (GO): vasopressin receptor activity
Source: RefSeq, a predicted model, not a curated record